AUUCAUAUGGUGUCAACAUCACAGCCUCGAUAGACGUCAGAUAGGGUGCAAGCUGUGAGUGGGAAGCGUCAAGCCAUGAUACGGCGCGCGCGAGUGACGAGUACACGCGCCGCCGCUGCGCAAGUCACCUAAGCUAUCACCCACGCGCCGCCGGUGACGCUUCACCAUGCCAGCACCGAUCGCCAUAUAUUUCACUUCUGUUGCAUUGCUAUGGAUAUGUGUGAACGCGGAGGAGACCCAGGCAUCAGCCGGUCCGCGUCCCACAAAUGGCUCCGCCGACUCGCCCGACCCGCUUCCCUUAGGCCGCGUGCCACCAUAUCAACCUCCAGCUAUGGGCGUCGUCGGGCCGAUCCCAAUACAGACGCAAGGUUUCUGGCCUCACAGCAUCUAUACACGCGUAGAAAGCUGGCAUCAUCGGCCGGGAUUUCAAAAGAAUGCUGACGUAAUCCACCCCGGCCCUGAAGGCGGAGACAUGGACGAGGGCCACGACGACGGAGGCUGCCUUCAACCAUGUCUCAAAUUACAUUUUUCUUGUCAGAUAUCUUGCACAUGUAUACCGAUGGAAAAGCGUUGUGACGGGAUAGCCGACUGCGCAGAGGCUGAAGACGAAGCCGGCUGCGCCAGGUCCUGCGAUGAACAUGAGAAUCGCACCAUAUGUCACAGUACCAACGUGUGUAUAGCUUUGGACUGGCUCUGUGAUGGUGAUAAUGAUUGUGGAGACUUUUCUGAUGAAACUCAUUGCGGAGGAACAGCGAAUUGCACAGCCGAUCAGUUUCAAUGCGGCAACGGGCUGUGUAUCCACAACGGCUGGGUGUGCGACAACGAGAACGACUGCCGCGACAACUCCGACGAGACCAACUGCACCAAGGGCAAAUGCCGCGAGAACCAGUUCAUGUGCGCGACCGGCGAGUGCAUCUCCCAGCAUUGGCGUUGUGACAAAGACCCUGACUGCACGGACAGCUCGGACGAAGCCGAUUGUCCUGCCGACCUACUGCGCUGCGGGGAAAAUGAAAUUCAAUGCGAAAACAAGAAAUGCGUACGCAAAGAAUUUCAAUGUGACGGCGACAACGAUUGCGGCGACUGGACUGAUGAAGAUUCAUGCCCUAUGAUCCCUGGCAGCUGCAACGCUGGGGAAUUCAAAUGUAGCGACGGUAAAUGUAUUCCGGAACGCUGGCGAUGCGACACUGAAAGAGAUUGCUCCGACGGUGGCGACGAAUUGAACUGCGAACCCAACAACAUGCGCAACUGUAGCGCGGACGAAUUUACAUGUGCUGACCGACGCUGUGUUUUGAAAACCUGGCUUUGCGAUGGAGUUCGGGAUUGCAGCAACGGUGAAGAUGAAUUGAAUUGCGAAAUAAAUUGCGAAGAAGAUCAAUAUACGUGCAAAACACAGGAUCAUCUUAUCAGCAAUGCUUUCAGAAACUGUGUUAACAGGAAACAUGUUUGUGACGGUAUGAAGGAUUGUCCUAGAGGCGACGAUGAAGAAAACUGCCCUACAAAACGUAAAUGUACCUCGCAAGAUAAAUGUGAAAAACUUUGUAUUACUGAAUACGAUGGACGUCCUGCUUGCGCCUGUCCUGUUGGGUUUCUGCUAGCUGAUGAUAAGUUUAGUUGCCGUGACAUCGACGAGUGCAUGUACGAACAGGACCCAGUUUGUUCUCAAACAUGCUCGAACACUGUCGGAAGUUUCUAUUGUGGAUGUAUGACCGGCUAUGUCUUGAGACCUGACGGAAGAUCUUGCAAACAUACCGGGGAGUCGCCAACAUUACUAUUCUCCAAUAGAAUUGGGAUACGUCAGGUGUGGCUCACUGGCGAUAACUACGUGUCAGUGGUGAAGGGGCUUCACAAUGCAGUGGCUUUGGACUAUCAUUAUGAAAAGAAGCUUGUUUUCUGGUCUGAAAACAAUUUAAGAGUUAUUCGUGUGGCACAAAUCAAUACAAACAACAUGACAGAUGUUAUAAGAUGGGGACUAGAAACUCCAGCUGGUGUAGCCGUGGACUGGAUACACAAUCUCCUAUUCUGGACUGAUUCUGGGACUCGACGAGUGGAAGUGGCAACACUUGAUGGUUCUCAAAGAGCGGUGCUCAUUGCCAACGAUUUGGAUAAACCAAGGGCUGUUGCUGUACAUCCUGGCGAUGCUUUGGUGUUUUGGACAGAUUGGGGUCCCAAUCCUAAGAUCGAACGAGCUGACAUGGAUGGCAGUAGACGUCGCACCGUUAUAUACGAUCAAAUAUUCUGGCCUAACGGUUUAACAAUCGAUUACACUGAUUCCAAAAUAUAUUGGGCGGAUGCUAAACACCACGUGAUCGAGAGAGCAAUGUUUGAUGGUCGAGACCGGCACAGGAUUACUACGAAAGGAUUGCCGCAUCCAUUUGCGUUGACGUUGUUUGAGGAUGCCAUAUAUUGGACAGAUUGGCAUACGAAAAGCAUAUCGACUGUGAACAAGAAUACCGGAAUGGGAAUACAAACAGUGCACGCUGGAAUCAAUGUUCCUAUGGAUAUACACAGUUAUCAUCCCCUGAGGCAACUGAGGACGUACAGGAAUCGUUGUGGCAUUAAUAACGGAGGAUGCUCCCAUCUUUGUCUACCAAACAGCAAUGAUCAUUCAUGUCGGUGCCCAGUUGGUUUCAAUAUAAAUUCUGAUGGUGUAACAUGUGAAGAAAAACGAAAAUUGUUACUUUACGCUCGCCGUAAAGAUAUUAGAGUAAAACAGCUGAAUCCAAAGAAACCUAUCGAUUCGUUGGAUAUGGUCAUCCCAGUUGAGAGUAUAAAGUCAGCCGUAGCUUUAGAUUGGGAUAUGAAUAGUAAUUCAAUAUUUUGGACUGACGUAGAAAAGGACACAAUCAAUCGCGCAUACCUCAACGGAUCUAAUCAAAAUACAAUUGUGAAUUCAAAUCUAAUUUGGCCAGCCGGAUUGGCAUACGACUGGAUUACCGACAAAUUGUAUUGGACGGACGCCGGAACUAAUAAAAUUGAAGUUGCAAAAGCAGAUGGAAGCAUGAGGACUUUGUUAGCGUGGGAUAACAUUGAUAAACCGAGAGACAUUGUCGUAGAUCCUAAAGGUGGAGUUAUGUACUGGUCGGAUUGGGGUACUUCCCCGUGCAUCGAGCGAGCUGAUAUGGAUGGUGGAAAUCGUAAAAGAUUGAUAUUCGGCGAUAUGACCUGGCCUAAUGGUUUAGCUUUAGAUCUUGGCAAUAAUCGCAUUUACUGGACUGAUGGCGGUAAUCGAACAAUCGAGUAUGCAAACCUAGAUGGCACCGGACGAAGAAUAUUGAUCGGUCAACACCUUCCACAUCCUUUUGGCUUAGAUCUGUACGGAGAUGAAGUCUUUUGGACCGAUUGGGACACGCAAUCUAUUCAAGCGGCUAAUAAAUUCACCGGUGAAAAUCGACGCACCUUAGGUGCUGGCGUAGCAGGUCUCAUGGACGUCCGAGUGUUCCACAAGGAGCGUGUAGGUGGUGUUAAUAGAUGCGGAAAGAAUAACGGCGGUUGCUCCCAUCUUUGCCUAUUGAAACCUGGAGGUCGAUCAUGCGCGUGCCCAAUUGGAAUCAAACUGAAUAAGGAUGGUAAAACCUGCGCUGAUGGACCGGUCAACUAUCUGAUAUUUGCUCAUCGCGUAGACAUCCGAGUAAUAUCUUUGGACGUGCCGUAUCUAAUUGAUGUGGUUUUGCCUCUUCCUCCAUUGAAAAAUGCAUUAGGAGUUGAUGUUGAUCACAGAACAGGUCUUAUUUAUUGGACCGAUACCGGGGAAAGAAAGAUACAACGCGCAACUAGAGAUGGAACCCGUAUUGAGACAGUGAUCGGAUCUGGACUACACACUGUUGACGGUAUUGCUAUUGAUUCCACCGGUCGCAAGAUUUAUUGGACUGAUGGAGGGCAUAACAGUAUUGAAGUCGCUGAACUUGAUGGCACCAAUAGGAAAGUUUUGAUAUGGACCAACCUAGAUUCUCCAAGGGCUAUAGUAUUGCAUUACGAGCUAGGGUACAUGUUUUGGUCAGACUGGGGAACGUCCGCUAAAAUAGAAAGAGCAGAUAUGGACGGCAAUAACAGACAAGUCAUCGUUGACAGUAACAUUAAAUGGCCCAACGGACUCACCAUUGAUAGAAUAGAGGGACGUCUUUAUUGGAACGAUGCGAAAAUUUUGACAAUCGAAAGCUCCAACUUCAAUGGCGGCAAUAGAACCACUGUACUUAGUAGCGUCUCGUACCCUUACGGCAUUGUCAUCGUCGGCCAACAUAUUUAUUGGACAGACUGGAAGACUAAAGCGCUUCAUAGAGCUGACAAGUCUACACGCAAUGAACCGAUCACGAUCAGAAGAAAUUUAGAAGGUCUUAUGGAUAUUAGAGCUAUUCAGACUGAACGAGUUUUGGAAGAUGCUUGUGGAACUAACAAUGGUGGAUGUUCACAUCUUUGUCUUCGUUCUCCUCAUGGCUAUUCAUGCGCUUGCCCUACCGGAAUAUUGUUUGUGAAUAAUACAGAACACCAUCCUAAGAUCUGCCAUAAGCAUCCUCAGGAAUUUCUGGUUUUCGCUGCUCGAGGAAGUCUGUCAUACAUAUCUUUCGACACACCAGAACAAUGGGACGUUAAUCUUCCAGUAAAAGAAGUCAACAACUCUAUUGCCGUCGAUUUUCAUUGGGAACAAAAGUUGAUAUUUUACACUGAUCUCGACUACGACGUAAUAAGAUCUGUAAAUAUGACAACGAUGAACGAAACCAAAAUAGUAAUAAAGGGUAAAUUGGACCAGCCCAAUGGUUUAGCUGUGGACUGGAUAGCAAACAACCUUUAUUGGACU
Molecule: messenger RNA, 4792 nt
Organism: Manduca sexta (tobacco hornworm)
Lineage: Eukaryota; Metazoa; Arthropoda; Insecta; Lepidoptera; Sphingidae
Product: low-density lipoprotein receptor-related protein 4-like
Molecular function (GO): calcium ion binding; protein binding
Source: RefSeq, a predicted model, not a curated record